Galeopterus variegatus (Sunda flying lemur) is the source of this 2191-nucleotide messenger RNA. Its product is annotated as transmembrane protein 104-like. Lineage: Eukaryota; Metazoa; Chordata; Mammalia; Dermoptera; Cynocephalidae. The transcript is spliced from 2 exons. The record is from RefSeq and is a predicted model, not a curated record. Bases 36 to 785 code for a protein of 249 amino acids.
UGGCUGACCCUUCUUGUUUUCCAGCUUUCAUCAUCAUGAUCGUGCUGGCACUGGUUCGCAUCGGGCACGGGCAAGGGGAGGGUCACCCGCCCCUGGCCGACCUCUCAGGGGUCCGGAACCUGUUUGGGGUGUGCGUCUACUCCUUCAUGUGCCAGCACUCCCUGCCGUCCCUCGUCACCCCCGUCUCCUCCAAGCGCCACCUCACACGGCUGGUGUUUCUGGACUACGUACUGAUCCUGGCCUUCUACAGCCUCCUCUCCUUCACUGCCAUUUUCUGCUUCCGUGGCGACAGCCUCAUGGACAUGUAUACCCUCAACUUCGCGCGCUGCGACAUCGUGGGCCUGGCUGCUGUCCGCUUCUUCCUGGGCCUCUUCCCUGUCUUUACCAUCAGCACCAACUUCCCCAUCAUUGCCGUGACCCUGCGCAACAACUGGAAGACACUCUUCCACCGCGAGGGUGGCACGUACCCGUGGGUGGUGGACCGCGUCGUGUUUCCCACCAUCACCCUGGUGCCCCCCGUGCUGGUGGCCUUUUGCACCCACGACCUGGAGUCCCUGGUGGGCAUCACAGGAGCCUAUGCCGGCACCGGCAUCCAGUACGUCAUCCCUGCCUUCCUGGUGUUCCACUGCCGCAAGGACACCCAACUGGCCUUUGGCUACGGAACCGUCAACAAGCACCAGUCCCCGUUCCGCCACACCUUCUGGGUGGGCUUCGUGCUGCUCUGGGCUUUCUCAUGCUUCAUCUUUGUCACGGCCAACAUUGUCCUCAGCGAGACCAAGCUCUGAUGGCAGCCACCUCCCCACCUGCAGAGCCAAGAUUCAGUUGCCUCCCUGGUCCUCACGGGGCAGGUGAGGCAGGGCUCUCAGAGGGGACCCUCUGUGUCUCCAGCUGCGGGUCUUGUCCCCGCCCAAGACUCCACCCAGUCUGCACCUGGCCUCACUCACCAGGGCAGCGCUCCUCCCAGGUCCUCCUGCCUGGGGUGGCGUGCGGCUGCUCCCAGAUUCCAGGACUCGUUACCAGAAUCACCCCCUCUGUUUUACAACAUGCUCCAAUCCCCCCACCACCACCACCCCACGGCCAGAGCAGGCCCGUUCCUCUGUGUGGUGGGAGACGCGGUGCUGGCACUGCUGCUAUUUAUACUAGAGCCUUUGUCCCCUCGUCCUGCCUCCCCGGCCCCUCCUGCGUCCUUGCCUGGGAAAUGCUCCACUAGCAGCUGCUGCCUCAUCAGAGGUGAAUCCCAGGCCCUAACCAUCCUAACCCAGCUGCCUGUGAGGGCAGGGCCCACCUUCCGCACCAGGCCUGGGAGUCGCUAAGUGCCACUCCUAGGGGAGGACCUGGAGAACGGGAAGUGCUAAUUGGCACCAGGGCCCUGGACCAGAGCUGUGAUGGCCCUUGCUGUGGGCGCCAGCUCUGGAGCAGCAGGCUGGAUGCCAUGUCCCUUCCACAUGGGGACACAGCAGCCUGUAAGCUGGGCUUAAAGCCCGGAGCUUGUCAUCUCCAAGAGGCACCCUCUGCUACCCUGGCUGCCCCGCCAGGGCUCCCAGGGCCUCCUGCAGUGUUGAGGAAAGCUGCACCCACCUGCCACCCUCAGUGGCUUGGGAGCGCCCUGGGCAUGUGGCAGUGCGAGAGACCCGUGGUUCCCACCCUCCAGGAGGCCAGGCCUGCAGGGCAGCAGCCUGGCUCGGCCACCCUGCUCCUGCUCCAACACUAAAAGCAGCUCCCGUUAGAACUGGGCCGUGGGUGCUCAGUGUUCACGCUCUCCAUGUCCCUUGGAUGACACGGGGUUGGAUGGGGCACUGCUGCCAUUCCCGUGGAAGAAGACCAGGUUCCCAGCCAUCUCCCACUCAAUCAUGCAUGCGCCUGCGGGGCCGGCCUCUGUGGGCACACAGGUGACUUACUGAACUCUUCAUUUCAAUGUGCCUUCUCCUGCUUCAGGACCUGGGGGUCCUUCCUCACACUCCCUGGCUUGCCCCCAGCCCUGGGUCUGGUACCACAGUCCCAGAGCCCAGAGCAGCUUGCCUCGGAGCUGCCUCUGGCAGGGGUCUCAGGCCCCUGCCCCUCUGUCUUUUGAUUUCAGUGCCUUGCUCGGCCCUCGUGAGGGAAUCUUUGUAGCCUCCUUCCCCCUGUGUCUCACCUUCUUCAGGCCUUGGACAAAGCAACGGUGCCGGGUCUCCUGUGGCCCAAGGUGAUC